AGCGGCAGUUGUGGAGGGCGUUACUCUGGUGCGGUAAAUUUUAACCAACGUUGCAGAGUGACAUGCGCGUAGUUAUUUAUAAAUUGUGACUAAAACACACGAAACAAUCGGAUUUCAGUGGUCAAUCAUAGUGGAAGUGCAGUGUUGGAUGUAAUUCCGCGUAAAAUCUAUUUAUUCCGGGUUUGUUUUAAGCAUUGGUGCAGUGUUUAUGUUCCAAGCGCGGCGCCUGUUUCGUCCAGCGGCGGCGUGGAGGGACGUCGCCCUCGAAGAUUCCUAAUAGAGAUGCGGAGACGAUCGGCGCGCCGCGCGGCACCAGCGGCGGCGGCGAGGUGAGGCGGCGAUGGACCACGCGGUGAAGGCGAUGUCGGCGCGCGGGCCGCUCGCCCGGCUGGUGGCCCGCCGCCGUUUCGAGUCCGCCGAGCUCGAGGAGUUGUACGCCCGGUACGCGUGCAAACUGCAGCGCACCUCAGUGGGUAACGCACUCGCGCUGUGGGCCGUGCUCGCGGCGGCGCUGGCCGCCGUCGAGGCGACUCGGGGCUGGCGAGCUGCACCACAGGUGGGCGUGCUUAGUGCGCACGCUGUGCUUUGCAGCGGGCUUGCAUGGUGGUGCGGCCACGCGGGCGGCGCCACGCCCGAGCGGCGCCUGCCCCGCGCUUGCUGGCUCGCGCUGGCGGGCGGGGGCGCCACGCUGGCCACCACCCUGCCCGCCUGGGGUCCCGGCGCGGCCGCUGAAGGUGCAGCUCACGUCGUAUGGGCCGUCUUCGCCGCCUACGCCCUGCUUCCAGUCGGUGCGCCGGUCGCGGCAGCCUUCGGCGUGUUGCUACCGACGGUUCAUACCAUAGCCGCGGCGUUGGUCGCCAGCCGGUUCCCUUACCAUGUGUGGCAACAGAUGGUUGGCAACGUGGUAGUGUUCGUGUGCGUGAACUUGGUGGGCGCACUGAUGCACUCGCUGAUGGAGACCGCCCAGCGACGCGCCUUCCUCGACACGCGCAACUGCAUCGCCGCCCGGCUCGACAUGGAGGACGAAAACGAGAAGCUGGAACGGUUGCUGCUUUCCGUCCUGCCUCAGCACGUGGCUAUGGAGAUGAAGAACGACAUCAUCUCGCCGGUGGAGGGCCAGUUCCACAAGAUCUACAUCCAGAAACACGAGCAAGUCAGUAUUCUAUUCGCGGACAUUGUGGGCUUCACGGUGCUCGCAUCGCAGUGCAGUGCGCAGGAGUUGGUGCGGCUACUCAACGAGCUCUUCGGCAGAUUCGACCAGCUCGCCAAUGAUAACCACUGUCUCCGUAUCAAGAUCCUGGGUGACUGCUACUACUGCGUAUCCGGGUUGCCCGAGCCUCGGUCGGACCACGCCCGAUGCACGGUCGAGAUGGGGCUUGACAUGAUAGACGCCAUUGCGUCCGUGGUUGAAGCUACGGAUGUCCAGCUGAACAUGCGCGUGGGCAUCCACACGGGCCGCGUGCUGUGCGGCGUGCUUGGUUUGCGCAAGUGGCAAUACGACGUGUGGUCCAAUGACGUCACGCUCGCUAACAACAUGGAGGCGGGCGGAGAGCCAGGGAGAGUACAUAUCACACAAGCUACGCUGGACAGCCUGGGCGGUGCCUACGAGGUGGAGCCAGGCCACGGCGCCAACAGAAACGCUUACCUGCGGGACCACUCGGUGCAAACCUACUUCAUUAUUCCUCCCCCGAGGCGGAGAAAAAUGUGCCUAUCGACCGGUGUCGGUUUAGGGUCGGGCUCUCGUCGCAAAUUGUCAUUCAAGAACGUUUCCAACGUGGUCGUACAACUAUUACACUCCAUAAAGUUCAACGUGGACGUCCCAUUCUCCAAUAUGGCCGCCUCUCCCCAGGAACUCAAGGCCAACGCCGCUAGAAAGGUGCUGGACUUGCGCCGCGCGCUGCACGCGGAGCCCGGGUCGGCGGAGGCGCUGCGGUUGGCAUCGCUGCGCGCGGAAGACGUGAGCGCCGCGCUGCACCCCCCCGCCCCCCAGCACCACACCUUCGACGCGGUCAUGCAGCACCACCUGCGAACGCACCCCACGAAUAAGGUCACGGAGAAGUUUAAACGGCCUCUGAAAAAGCGUCACUCGUCUGUAUACCACCAGCCCACCAACCGCGUGAACAAGUACUUGGCGCAGGCCAUCGACGCUCGCUCCGUGCACCGUGAGAAGGCGACUCAUGUGCAUUUACUCACGCUCUGCUUCAAAGACCCUGCUAAGGAGGCGCAGUACCGCGCGUCUACGGACGGCGGGUGGGCGGGGUCGUUGGGUGCAGCGCUGGGCGCUUUGGUUGCUGCCGGAGCGCUUCAAGCGGCAAUCCUGCCGCGUACGACCAUCGUACUAUUGCUGUUCGUGACCGCGUUCGCGUGGUCGGCAGCGGUGCUAGCGCUAACUUUAGCGGCGCGCCUCAGACUUGUGCCUUGCGAUGUGUCGCGACCUUUUGCCCUACGGAACGCCAUCACGACGUUCACCAUUGUACUGGGAUACGCCGUCGGGCAAGCUAAUGUGGUUACGUGUCGAGAAGUGAACGUGUGCAAGAAUCUUACAGAGAACGUAACCACGAUGGAAGAGGUCCGUUUCAUGAGCGGUGACGUAGCUGCUGCAUUAUGGAGUAGUACCGACCAUCGGGCGUGCCCUGUACCGUUAUACAUUACGUUGGGCUGUUGCCUGAGCAUGCUCACUGUGGCCGUGUUCCUGCGCCUGCCCAUACUGGUGAAGGGAGUGCUGCUGGCGGUCAUCACGGCGGGAUACAUGGCCGUCAUCAUGGCCUACCAUAAGGACCUGUUCGAUUGCUACGAUUUAAUCACUGAGCCAAGUAUGGUCGGCUCGGCGUACAUAGCCUCAGCAUGGGCGCUGGCGCUAGCUCUGGCGGUCUUAUUGCACGCGCGACAGACCGAGUGGACGGCGCGACUCGACUUCUUGUGGCAGGCGCAGGCGCGCGACGAGAAGCGAGACAUGGACGCUUUACAGGCUUCUAACAGAAGAAUAUUGUUCAAUCUACUGCCUUCUCACGUGGCGACGCACUUUUUGGACAACCAGUUCAGAACCAACAUGGAUCUCUACCACCAGUCGUACCAGCGCGUGGGCGUGGUGUUCGCCUCCAUCACCAACUACCACGAGUUCUACAUGGAGCUGGACGGUAACAACCAGGGCAUGGAGUGCCUGAGGCUGCUCAACGAGAUUAUUGCUGAUUUCGAUGAGCUAUUAGGAGAAGAUCGCUUCAGUGCAAUAGACAAAAUUAAAACUGUUGGCUCCACGUAUAUGGCUGCCGUGGGUCUGAUCCCUGAUAAGAAAAUGAUGGAUGAAGCUAGUGCUCGUAAGCACAUGGCCACACUUGUGGAAUUUGUGUUCGCCAUGAGAGAUAAGUUGAAGGAUAUCAACGAUAACUCGUAUAACAACUUUAUGCUGCGAGUGGGUAUAAACGUGGGACCGGUUGUGGCCGGAGUGAUAGGUGCUAGAAAACCUCAAUACGACAUUUGGGGCAACACAGUCAACGUAGCGUCUCGAAUGGACUCUACCGGUCUGCCAAAUCAUACGCAAGUUACCGAAGAAGUGUACCAAGUCCUCAAGGACAUGCCUUACCAGUUCGUUUGCAGAGGGAAGGUCAAGGUGAAGGGCAAAGGGGAAAUGACAACGUACUUCUUGACUGACAGAGCGCCCUCUAACGGAAACGGCACCGUUUCGUCAAACGGACAACCUCAGAAUCCGCCCACAGCAUACGGCGGAGUGGCAACACCGCUGGCUAUGUUACAAAACUCGGCCAGAAGAGCCGCGGCACAGCCUUCUAGACUUCCUCCAGUCAGAGAAACCUCCGUGGCCGGCGAGAACGAACCGUUACUCCCUUCCAACGGCCAUCAAAACAACGGCAAUAACCACAAAGGCAGUAAAAACAGAAGAAACAAAGAUGAAGAAACUCCUCCGCCUCCGCCGCCGCAUGGAAUAUCAGGGAAUGCAAGAUGGCCGCCGCCUAGGGCGUUAGUCCCUCCUUGGCCUCGGCCACAGGAGUCUCGUCCUCCAGCCGUUCAUAAAAGAAGAGCGCCAACGAGGUUGCCUAGACCAAGAUCGAGCGAAAGUCUGCCUUUAGCGCGUAGUCCACGCGUCCAUUCCUCUGCUGACGAACUGAGUUCUCUCACCCGUUCGCCAAGUCUCAGUUCCUCGGACGAAAGCUAUUCGAGAACUACCGACGCUUCUCCAUCACCCCCGCGGCCUCACAAUCAACAAUGGCUACCUUCACGAGUCAACGAUCGGCCAGCUUACGAUUACCCCGUGAGGGCCGCCAAACCAAACCCUAACCACACCAAUGAAAUAUACGCUAAGCACAAAUUGAAUAAGAAACCUUCUUUGGACGAUAAAUUCGUAGACGGCAGUAUCAACUUUAAAAAGGAAGAAGAAAAGCUACAGAGGUGUAUAAUAAACAUGUUGCAAGCGUCCGCAAAAAGAGACGGAUGUUGCCAGACCGAUAAGAAAGUGAACGAGCGAUUGACCAAUCGGACGAAUUCCUUCUCGAGUUCGGGUAGUAGGCCGAACAAUUUGAAGCAUUUAAACCAUGAUAGUAGAGAAUUAUUUACUAAACGAAGUCCGACGGACGUGGCGUGCGUGCCGCCCUUUGAGAGAGAGAUCCAAAGGCUGCUCGAUGAUAAGAUUCGCACCAAGAAUGUUCCGCAGAAGUCGGAGAGGAAAGAACUGAAACUGGAGCUCAGGGGUCAAAACCCAGCUCUGGAACCUCUCCGCAACUGCAACAACAAUAGCAGCCCACUCCACGCGGUGGGAUUGGCCGCGAUCGCUCAGUUGGCUCGCGCUGCGCCGGCUUCCGCUCCCUCUUCUGCUCCUGUUGUAUUAACGCCCACGCGACCGAACGAGUUUCCCGGGGUACUGCCCACAGAUGUGGUCGUACAGCUGCCUUCACCGCACCAUUCGGCUAGAAACGAUGCUAGUCCACCAUGUGAGCGGAAAGCGGAAGCGACUUCUUCCAAAGAAAAUGAAGAGAAAGAAAUUCAGGAACGACUGCACAACCGGGUGACCGCUUCGAACCAUAGAGAAAUGGGCAUCUACGGUGAGAGUCAGUCGGAAUGGAGCUCUUCGUGUUCCGAAGGCGAGGGCGAGGGUGAAGGUGGGCAGCCCGAAAGCACCGGAUAUACGACCGACGAUCCAGCGCUGGAAAACGUCUCCAUGCUCAACGAGGCUGGACUUACUGACGCUGAAGCUGCUUUAAGUGACGUCAAUUCUUGUUACUUCGACCGCGAUGACGAUGUCUCUUCGCGAGCCUCUUCCCGCUUACUAGAUUCGGAAGCUCUAGUCUCUUUGGAGUCCCUUAGCGCCAUCUAUGACUCGGAUGAGCCCGCGCAUCGAUACCUUGCUAACAUACGCACUGUCAGCGAAUCAAUCACGAGGAACUUCGGACAACCCGCCCACGUCACAGAUGGAGAAAGCGACGUGUAAUGCUAACGUGAGUGAUAUGUGUGUUAUUUCGAACGCGAUGACGAUGUUUCCUCGCGAGCCUCCUCUUGACUUCAAGACUGGGAGGCUUUAUUGUUUCUUUAGAGUCUCUAGCGCCAUCUAUGACUCAAGACGAACCCGUGAACGGAUAUCUGGCGAACGUACGCACCGUCAGCGAAUCGAUCACGAGGAACUCUGCAAUGCAGACGUGAGUGAUAUGAGUGUUAUUUCGAACGCGACGACGAUGUUUUCUCGCGAGCCUCUUUCCGUUUAUUAGACUCAGAAGCUUUAGUUUCUUUAGAGUCUCUCAGCGCCAUCUAUGACUCGGACGAACCCGUGAACGGAUAUCAGGCGAACAUACGCACCGUCAGCGAAUCGAUCACGAGGAACUUUGGACAACCCGCCCACGUCACAGACGGAGAAAGCAACAUGUAAUGCUGACGUGAGUAAUAUGUGUGUUAUUUCGAACGCGACGAUGAUGUUUCCUCGCGGGCCUCCUCCCGCCUUCUAGACUGGGAGGCUUUUAUAUCUUAUUUGAGUCCCUCAGCGCCAUCUAUAACUCGAAUGAGCUCGCGCAUCUAUACCUCGCGAACAAUACGCAUAUUCAGCGCGAUUCGCUGAUGUACCUACUGUCUGCGAAUCGAUUACGAGGGACUCCGGACAACCGGUCCACGUCACAGUCGGAGAAAGCGACGUGUAAUGCUGCCGUGAGUGAUAUGUGAAAUUGUUAAUUAAUUGAUAAAAAGAAACACCCUUUCGGUUGUAAUUAAGAAUAAUGUGAUAGUGAAGAAAUCUCAGAAUUUGUGUGUACUUUUACAUGUGACUAGAAUCUGUCACCAGUUUUUAAAGACUUAAUUUUGGCUCUCUCUAUUAAUUACGAAACAAUACUCACGAAAGAUUUCGGUGAUCUAGCGUCGUCGUGAUGGCAUCGUUCUCGAAUUUUGAAAGGAGCGGAUCGUUUUUGACCCUUUACACUUCAAAUCGUCGUCACUGACCUACGAUGUGCCUGUGUUUUGUAAUGAUUUUACGAUUGUAAAUUGUGUCGAUAUGUACCUAAUACUUACCUGUGUAAUUAAAGUGUAUGAUAUUCAUGUACAGCCGAGGUGCCAUGUGAUGGCUCGUGAAUCAUCAAUGAGUGUGCGAUGAUCUCUACAAUUAUAAGGUGCUCUGAAUUUUAGAAUUAUUUGUGGUU
Messenger RNA from Chilo suppressalis (striped riceborer), 6626 nucleotides. The record is from the annotation of a GenBank genome assembly. NCBI's taxonomy places the organism in Eukaryota, Metazoa, Arthropoda, Insecta, Lepidoptera, Crambidae.